This is a messenger RNA of Lates calcarifer (barramundi perch), 8268 nucleotides long. It is a transcript of the gene lrrc9, whose product is annotated as leucine rich repeat containing 9. Bases 789 to 5318 code for a protein of 1509 amino acids. Gene Ontology annotation, molecular function: protein binding. Lineage: Eukaryota; Metazoa; Chordata; Actinopteri; Centropomidae. The record is from RefSeq and is a predicted model, not a curated record. The transcript is spliced from 32 exons.
AUGGCAGCAAAAAUAAUGCUCGGUGUGAGGGGCUUCACUGACUCCACAUACAGAUAAGUCAGUGAAAUUGGACGCAGGGGCCAACGGGGGGGAAGAACGAUAAGGUAGCGGAAUUCCCCAGCCAAAAAGACGAACUGAAGAUGUUAAAAAGUAGCUAUAACUUCACAUUUAAGUGCCUGCGUGUUUUUCUUUUAUCACUAUAAACGCGUGACCAUAUGAAAUAAACCAAAGGAUGGUGUAUUUUAUAAUGUUAUGAAAAAUUGUCCUGCAGUGUGGCGCCCUCAUGUGGCAGCUUAAAGUAUGACCAGCACCGCAAAACUUUUAACAUGGCUCCUUAGCAACCAGACGCUCCUGCCUGGACACAGACUGAUGCCAAACAUUGCUGAACUCAGAUGGGCCAAAGAGUUUGUAUUGGAACAAGAAGUCGGCUGGUGUUACGUAAUUCAUCUUGAUAAAGAUGUGUUAUUAUAUCCGCCAUGCAGACUUUAAUUUUACAUAUUAUUUUAAGUUAAUACAGUCUUUUAUGGUACUUAAUUGACGUGAGGUAACAGUUGCAGUGCCUGCGCAUCGUCUUGCUAGGUAGUAGCAUAACUUUAGCAUCAAUGUGUGGCAGCAUUUAGCUUAGCACAGUUUAGUACUUUUGCUCACUAGUCUCAGUUAUUUGCUACAGCUACAUUCGAGCAAGCUAAUUGCCAUGGCUCUUCUUGUAAUUUUCCAGCACUAUUAAUAGAAUAAAGCAUUGACUGUGCUCUGCAUUAGCAAAUAAAGUGUUUCAGGAUAGAGACGAUAUGAUACACAGUGGGAAACAAAAGCACCGCGGUGAUGAGGUGGUGGUCAAAGAACUGUGCAUGGUCAAUGGAGUGUCCUAUGAAAAAAUUGCACAAGAAGGAAGCAACAUCAGCUCCCUGGAGAUCUUCUUUUCUGGUUUUCCUCGCAUGGUUGGCCUUUCUUUCUUCCCAAGGCUCCGUCAGCUUACUAUAGUGGGCCAGAACAUAAAAUGCAUUGAGGGUCUUGAAAGCUGUCCUCUGCUGCAAGAGCUCUGGGUUGUCCAGUGCCAUCUGACAGGAAUAUCUGGACUACAAAACUGUGUACAGCUAGAGAAACUCUACCUUUAUGAUAAUCAAAUCUCUGAAAUAAAGAAUUUAGAAUUGCAGAUCGACCUAGAGGUCCUAUGGCUCAACAAUAACUGCAUCAGUCACAUACAGGGCUUGAACACACUUCAAAACCUCAAAGAACUAAACCUUGCUGACAACAUAAUUGAAAAGAUUGGCCAUAGCCUUGAUCCUAAUGUCAGCCUUCAGAGUCUUAAUCUGUCCGGGAACAAGAUCAGCUCCUUUAAGGAGCUGACCCUGCUUGCCUGCUUACCCCAUCUGAGAGUACUAGCACUAAAGGACCCCACGUCCACCCCAAACCCAGUGUGUCUGCUGUGUAACUAUGCCACACACGUUCUUUACCACAUGCCAGGCCUCCAGUGCCUCGACACCUACGAUGUCUCAAGCAAGCAAGUCAAGGAAGCAGCUGAGUCCACAGUAAUGAAGAAAAUGAUGUACUACAACAUGCGUGUACGUGCUGCUCAAAGGAACCUGGCAGCGACCCGGUUCAAUCUGAUAGAGAGGAAGAAGACUUUGUUACAGUUACCUGAAGAAUGUAUCAGGACCCUCAGUCAUGCCCUCAAAAAUCUUGAACGUGAACUCUCCAAGGUCCAGGCUGGGUGUAAGAUGUCCGCUUCCACAUUGGAGGAUGAACCAGGUGGGCGGACCCAGCUGGUGGAAGGUUCAUCCGACAGAUGUGAUCCACCUGACAUCAGCCGUGAUCCAGCCAUGGAGGCCAAAAUACUCACCAAGAUGGAAGCACUGAGGGAGAGGCUGACGCUGUGGAUGAGGCGGCUUGAUGAGAUUGAAGCCUGUUACGAGCGGGAUUUGGCCCAAGCCACAAACAUGAUGGAAUAUACAGUCCAGUUUCUGUUGAUGGAGCUAGAGAGUGUUGGAAAUAUUCGUUUGGAGGAGGGCUGCUCCACAGACCCAUGGUUUACUUCCUGUUGCGACCUCCUGCUUUCCCGCUUCUCUCAAUCAGACUACAGGGUUCACGGUAUCACUGGCAUAAAGAUCAAUAGAGUUAUCCGCAUCUACAACAGUGCUUUGAGGCUUCGCUUUGAGGACAAACUUCAUAGCCUUCUAGCCAGCGAAGACACUGUUAUCUUUUCACAGAAUUACAGACGUCGACUGGAGCACUUGUUCUACAUUACUGACCCUGAAAAAUUCAGUGAGAGGGCAGAAAUUUUGUGCAUUCUGGAGGAGGGCUUUAAAACUGCUGAACAAUAUAAGGCCUUGGGAAGAGAGAGUGCCAUACCUUUAUCCAACAGCCUGAGUGUGACCGAACAGCCCAGAAUGGAACACACUCUGCGUCAGGCCAGCCAACGUGAUUCUAAGCACAGUAUGGAUACAGUCCCAUUCAGGCACGGUCAGAUUAUUAUCUCCAAAGUGUUCGUGGGUCAUAGCAUGCCAAUCCGAGAGGGAGAACCAGUGGACAGAAGCAGCCAUCCCAGACUCUGCUCUGUAUAUCGCAACAUGGACACUAAGCACAAAACUGCAAUGAGUGAAGAGAGACCUCACUCCUCCAAAACACACACUGGUCCUGAGUGCAGCCCCAGACGAAGACAGUGGUUUGUGUUUGACCAUGAACUAGUCUUGCCUGAGUACAUCAUAUAUUUUGAAUACAUAACUGGGAACAGCCUCCAUCGCCAGGAAGUAGCGCAGGCAGAGAUGAAGCUCCUUCCAACGAUAUCAUCCUGGACAAGGAAGUUCCUCAAUAUGGAACCUGUGCUGAAAGCUCAGCCCAAGCUGUUGAGCUUGGAUGACAAAAUUUUGCUUAAUGUGGCCAGAGCCAAUGUACUGAGUCAGAUUACUGUACUGAACCUUCAUGGCAACAGUCUGAGCAAGAUAAAAGAGAUCUCCCGCCUUACAGCUCUGCGGCAUCUUACCAUCAGCUUCAAUGAGUUCACACGCCUUGAUGACAUUUCUCACAUGCCCAAUCUUGAGUUUUUGGAUGCAAGCUAUAACCACCUGGUGACCCUAGAAGGGCUGAGGGGUUUGGGACAACUGAGACAGCUCGAUGUGCGCUGGAAUAAGUUGACCAAGGCCAGAGAAGAUACAGCAGUGCUAAGAAAACAUACACCUGCAAUUCUGAAGCUUGACACCCGAUAUAACCCCUGGAACAGGCCCGAGGCAGUCAGAAUGACCAUACUGGGACGUCUAACGACACUCACACACCUGGAUGAUGUGAUGGUAACAGAAGAGGAAGCUGCCGAUGCUGUUCACACAGCUACUGGGUCCAAAAUUAACCAGGCAUCUCUCCUGGCUCACUCACGCACCAACUGUGAUCGUCCCCGCAGUCUCAGCCUGCUGUCAACAGCCCAGCUCCAAUGUCUUCUCAGCCCAGCACCCUGGAGGCUCAGCGCAGAGCUGGAGCCAGACUGGACUGCAAAGAUCACAGCCCUGAACCUUGACAGCCAGAGGAUUUCUAGGCUAAUCAAUCUGAAUAAGUUGGUGAACUUGCGCUGGGCCUCCUUUAAUGACAAUGAAAUCUCUAAAGUGGAAGGACUGGACAGCUGCUUGAAGCUGGAAGAACUUUCUCUGAACAACAACAGCAUCAGCACAAUCAGUGGCCUGUCAAAGCUACAUUGUCUAAAUAAACUGAGUGUAGAUGGGAAUCAGCUUUCUAGUCUGGAUGCUUCAGUCCUUGAUCAGCUGCCCAACUUGUGCUUUCUGUCUGUGGAGAACAACUGUAUCAGUUCCCUGCACGGCAUCCAGAGGAUUCGCUCCCUUCUUGAACUCUACAUCGGCGACAACCAGAUUUCUACAUCACGAGACAUCUACUAUCUAAAGGGACUGACAAACCUCAUUAUUCUGGAUCUUUAUGGGAAUCCUUUAGUGGAGAAGCUGGAAAACUAUCGGAUAUAUGUCGUGUUCCACCUGCCCUCCCUGAAAGCCCUGGAUGGGACUGCAGUCGAAGUAACUGAGUGUGAGAGUGCAAAGGAUAUGUUUGGAGGAAGACUAACCACUGACAUGGUAGCAGAGAAGCUGGGCCACUCUAACUACAUGGACAUCACCUACCUCACCCUGCAGUCCUGCUCUAUUAGGAUGGUCGAUCUGUCUCCAGCAGACCUGUUCAGUAGCCUGCGUAGUGUCAACUUAGACCACAAUAACCUCACCUCUUUCUCUGGCCUCAUUUACCUGCCGAACAUCAAAGCUCUGUGUCUCAACUAUAAUCACAUUGAGUCCAUCCUGCCCAGGCAGAAGACUCAGGCUCAUCUGACAAACAGACAAAUACUCUACAGCAAAGUCCACUCCAGUGGUUACGGUCAACAGAGCUCAUCCAAAGGCAACAGGGACACUGGUCCCACUGGCAGCUUGGAGCCACUGAUGGGCAGCCUGGAGGUGCUGCAUUUGAGUCACAAUGGCAUCUCCAAUAUGGCCAAUCUGCAGCUCAGCAGGCUCACCAAUCUUAAAGCCCUCUUCCUUCAAGGUAAUGAGAUCAGCCAGGUGGAAGGACUGGAGGGGCUUCACCAGCUCAGAGAGCUUGUGUUAGACAAGAACCGGAUCAAAGCUCUGUCUGAGAACUCUUUCAUAGCCCAGAGCAUCCUACUUGAACUGCACCUCGCAGAGAACCGGAUCCGGGAGCUCAACCAUCUCGAUCCUCUGACUGAGCUCCGCAAGCUCUUUCUUGGCAUGAACAAGCUGCAGGACAUCACAGAGCUUGACAAACUAGAAGUUCUUCCUUCGCUGACAGAGCUCUCAGUUGUUGGAAAUCCUGUGGCCCGCAAUUCUCUCCACAGACCAGCAGUAGUGCUUCAUCUGUCCCGGUUGCAGGUCCUAGAUGGAGUGAUGGUCACUCUGGAGGAAAAGACCAGGGCCGAACUCCUCAGUAGUGAUCCAUCACCAUGCUCCCAGUGUCCUGGAGCUUCUCUUCCUACCACUGAAAUAAACCUACCUGGACUGCUGCCUCUCAUGUCCCGAAACACCCCUCUAAGAGGAAUGAGUACAAGUGGAGGACUGCAGAACUUUAUGCAUGGGCAUGAUAUCCUGUCAAGUAACAUGGACGAAGCCCAGUCUCAUUAUACAUACAAGCACAAGAAGCACAAGCACGGUAACACCACUCGAAGCGGCCAGACUGACAUUACCUUCAGACACAUCCGAAGAACAGGAAGCAACCUGCCAACCACAGGUCUCCUGUCUGAUGGGAACAGAGUCAUCAUCACAUAUCACAACCAGGAACAAGACAACAGAUACCCAAAUGGUGGUAAACCUCCACACAUGUAGCAGCCAGAAGAGGUGGAGUAUACACUGAUCAAUCAGCACACAAUGAAUACCUAUGAACACCUGUGAUAACCAUGACUGUGGUGUGAUGAUAUGCAUUAGCAUUAUUACACCCUUGCAUAGCAUAAAGGGCAAAUUAUAGCUUUAUAGUGGUGUUUUUAUAAGUUUGCCUUCAUGUCUUCGAGCAUUUACAUACUGUUAUACUUUGUUUGAACAUGGCAAUAGUUUAAACUAAAACAGCUUUUGGUUUAAAGAAAAUUAGGCUAUUUGAAAGGGGAAUGUAGUGCAUCCCUUUCAAACGCAUUUAUAAUGACUGAUUUUAUUUUCUAUCCACAUAUGUGGAUCACUAACUGUGGUAAUCUGAGGAUGAGAGGUUUUGGUGUCAUUUCUACCACUAUCCCAUCUUUGGCCCCAAACAAGUGAAAAAAAAAAAAAACACCCACAGAUGUAAGGGUGUGUGAGGCUGGCAUGCCGCGUCCAUCGGGUCAAAUGCAUCCCCAACAAGUGGAUAAUCCAGCUUUAGCACACCUCUCUGUGGACAAUAAUCUGCAGUUACUCAGAUAAAGAUGUAAUCUUGAAUGAGGUCCAAAUGGAUUUCAGAGACUGUCGGUUUCAUCGUGUUAGCCUCUUUUCAGAGAGCUCACCACAGUUUUUCCUCUAAUAGGCAAAUCUCGUGUGUUGUAACUGGAAAAGAACCUACUCCACUUGAUAUUUAUGAUGUUAGUUCUGAUAAACAUGAGAAUAUAAUCCUCCCUUUCCUCCCGUCAGUUUAGCCUAGUAGUCCUGUAGUUACCAGAAACACAGUUUAUUAUGUCAUCCAAAACAUUUUCAUUCUGGGACUGAUGACUGUAUGAUGAAAACAUCCAUAUGAAAAGAUUCAGACAGGGCAUCUAUUACCAUUCAUCAACCUAGACAUACAUAUUAUGUUGCAGACAAAGAUGCAGACCUCUGUUAUAUGCCUGAACAGUGUCUUGUAAAGUUAAAUUAUUGUUUUAUUUUACUUACAAUCUGUGCUUUCUCAUAACAUGAACUCCUUAGAAAGGACACAUCAUAUAACAGAGGUGAGACCUGGUUUCAGGGAAGAUGUGGCCUUUGUCCUCAGUUGUAAAUGAAACAGCAUCACAAACAACAUUUUUUUAUAUUCCGUGCUCCAACCUCAGCUUCACAGUUUAUGCAUUUGUGCUGUUAGUGCGACCACUAGGUGUCCUUAGAACUCCAUUAGCUCCCCCUUUACGACACUGCAGAUCAGUCCUCAAUGAAUUUACCUUCAGCCCUGUACUGUAGGUAGUCAUUUAUCAGUGUAUGCUUCAGAUUUGUGUUUUUUUGACCGCGACAUAGCCUUUGCUGAACAUGCGAGAGGCAGCAGCCGGUUCUAGGCACCAAAAGUGAAAAGCUCCCCAAACAAGCUCCUCUAAUGCAUGUACUUAACUUCACUUAAUUUGUGUUAAUUCCCAGCAUUAAGCGGGGCUAAUGACUGUGCAAGUGAGUGCACUGUCAUUACCAUGCUCUGCCUGACAUCAAAUGGCAGCUGAUGGACUCACACUAAAAAAAAGCUCUAAUGCACAGAUUUGGGGGCUCAGUGCGAGUACUCUAGUGCAUUAGGUAUUGCAAAGGAUAAUUACACAUUUUAUAUUUGUGUACAGGAUUUUCAGUAUGGAUAUGUUAUGAGGUAUAACGGGUUUUGAUGCAGUUGUAUUUUCUGUGUGUGGUGUAAGCUUAUGGUGAGCAUACCACUUCAUACAGUACGUUUCUUUUUGCAUAUCUGUCAGUAUUUUUAACAUUAAAAUGACAUUAGCAUAAAGAUUGUGAAUAAUUCAUCAGUUCUGAGUGAACCCAGAUGCACUGCCCCUCUCCAUCUAUCUCUCUCUCUCUCUCUCUCUCCCUCCCCGCUUCCUCCAUGUGAGUCGACCACAUGGUUCGUAGCUGGUUUAAUGGGAUGGAAUGUGACAGGUUAUGUUUUCAUCUGCCUGAUAUGGAGCCCGGCUCGGGCGGGAGGGAGACAGAGAGACAGACAGACAGAGAGAGAGAGAGAGGGAUGGAGAGAGUGAUGGAGAGGGGAAGCGAGUUGGUCUCCACAGUUGUAUUCUGGAUUCAUUAUUUGACAUGUUUGUGCUUGUUGUGAAUCAGUUAUAGAUGAUGCCCCUCCCCAUCCCCACCAACACACACACACAGAAAAACACAUGCUCUGUAUGGGGCCAUUACUGCUGGUCCACUAACUCCCUACAUUUGCUGUGUCUGUGCAUUCAGAGCACCAUUAGUCCAAGACUCUGUGAAUAAUUGCUGAAUGGACCAUGUUUUCACUGCUAUCUACUCAGGUUCUAGUGUUGGGGGUUGAUGUGGGGGGUGAAGUGAGAGGGAUGAAGUCACUGAUUGAUGUUUGAUGCAGGAGAUAACACUGCAUCUUGUGCAAUUUUUAUCAAAGCAUUAUGUACACAGUAUGCGCAAUGUAUGAACACCAUUACACUCCACAUGCAUUACACAUUUACCAGCUUAUAUUAACUUUAGAAGUGCUUUGGUAGAGCUUACAAUCACAUCAACAUCAUCACUUGACUUGGAAUUGAUGUCGUAAAAAUUAAAUGUUCUCUCUACUUUUGGCUGCUGAUGGCAACCAACUGCUUGUCAUCAUCAAAAUAUAAAUUAUUUUGUUUUCGAAAGGUACAUAUUAUGUCCCAAGUUCAUUUUUCAUCCCCACAAAUACAUCCUCUAUUCAAAAACAAUCUUGCCAUAUUGCUUCUCUUGAAAUCUGCCAUUAUCGUUGUUGCUUGUCAUUUUCCUGUAAUUUGUUUCCUGUGAGGUUCCCUAGAAUAAAGAGCGAAUGGAGAGAGAGUGAAAAUACAGAUAAAAGAAUGGAGUGAGAGUGACAAUUAGAAUGAAAAGGAAAAUGCUUUUAUUUUGUGUAGACAUUUUGGUGAGAGCACGCCUCGCAGAAGCAUUAAAUCUUAACUGCUAUUCA